CUUCAACGCCGGUCACCGCCCAGUGAAGAAAUCGAUUCGCGUGCAUCCAUCUCAGAUCAGACAUAUCUGAGACUCGCCAUCCAGCAGAGCUGAAAUCGCCUGACCGCCCGCAAUGGCCCCUCCAGCACCGGGCGCCUCUCUGCAGGAGAGAUUGUUGGCUCUGGCCCAAACGCUCCAGUUUGCAUGGUUCGUCGGGCACGUCACGCUCCUGCUCACCACAACCCGCUAUACUUUGAGCUACAUCUUCCUCAAGUACUACAGCCGCUGGGCGCAGUUCAGCUACCGUACCGCCUUUAUCGCCGCUGCUGCAACCUAUGGUAUUGUCGUAUUCAAGGGUUACCGGGCACGUGCGAAGAGCGGCAAGCAGCCAGCCAGCCCAUUGGCUUUGGUUGGAGAUGAGAAUGUGCAGUACCUGGCAAUGGCCCUCCUUUGGCUUUUCUCCCGCCAGUACCCGCUCGCGAUGCUCCCAUACGCCGUCUACAGCAUCUUCCACGUCCUGACCUACACCCGCGGAAUCCUCCUCCCCACCAUCCAGCCGCCUCCAGCGACCCCUGCUGGACAGAAGCCACAAUCAAGCGGCCUUGCAGACACCAUUGGUCGCUUCGUCAAGGACUACUAUGAUGCUAGCAUGUCCAUUGUCGCUGGCCUCGAGCUCGCGCUCUGGUUCCGCAUCGCUGGCUCAGCUCUUAUCUUCCAGAAGGGCAGCUGGAUCAUCCUCGUCGUGUAUACCAUCUUCCUCCGUGCUCGCAUCUCCCAGAGCACUUUCGUCCAGGGCAUGAUCAAGCAGCUCGGCGCUCGCGGCGACGCCCUUGUCCAGCGCCAGGACGUGCCGCCCGCUGCACGAAAUGCAUGGGAGACUAUCAAAGGCGUGCUCAAGACAGUCCACGACCAGACCGAUAUCAACCACUACAUUGGGGGUGCCCCUCCUCAGGCUCAACCAAAGAAGGCACAGUAGAUGUAUUGGAACUGGUAACGGCGCACGAAGCAUAGACACGAGCAACGUCGAGACGGCCAACAGGAAUUGGAGCGAUGUUGGGGAGGCUGAUGAAAACAAGGAGAACAUUUUAAGCAGGGCCGCGCGAGAAGCUGCACACCUGCACGGCAAAGUUGUUGAUGAGAGGAUAACCUGGGUUGAAUUACCUGGUAAGCUUGGGCGCGUUGAGCUGCUCUGCUUAUACUAGUAUAGUAGGGCUUAGCCGGGCGUACAGGUAAUUGCAUUUGAAUGAUAUUGUCAGCUUGUACACACAAAGUGCUGGAAUUGCAACUAUCCUAAAUUG
Messenger RNA from Pseudocercospora fijiensis CIRAD86, 1277 nucleotides. RefSeq lists its product as uncharacterized. The transcript is spliced from 3 exons. Gene Ontology annotation, cellular component: endoplasmic reticulum; membrane. NCBI's taxonomy places the organism in Eukaryota, Fungi, Ascomycota, Dothideomycetes, Mycosphaerellales, Mycosphaerellaceae. Gene Ontology annotation, biological process: endoplasmic reticulum tubular network organization; membrane organization. The coding region runs from base 113 to 955 and encodes 280 amino acids. The record is from RefSeq and is a predicted model, not a curated record.